GCGUCAGCCCUGCGCGGAGCGCCGGCGCGAUGGCGGCGGCGGCGGCGGCUGCGAUGGCCGAGCAGGAGAGCGCCCGGAACGGCGCCCGCAACCGCGGCGGCGUCCAGCGCGUGGAGGGCAAGUUGCGCGCCAGCGUCGAGAAAGGCGACUAUUACGAGGCGCACCAGAUGUACCGGACCCUCUUCUUCAGGUACAUGUCGCAGAGCAAGCACACCGAGGCCCGCGAGCUCAUGUGCUCCGGAGCCCUGCUCUUCUUCAGCCACGGCCAGCAAAACAGCGCUGCCGAUUUGUCCAUGCUGGUCUUGGAGUCACUGGAGAAGGCGGAGGUCGAGGUGGCCGACGAGCUGCUCGAAAGCCUGGCGAAGCUGUUUAGUUUGAUGGACCCCAACUCCCCAGAGCGCGUGGCGUUUGUGUCCCGAGCCCUGAAGUGGUCCAGCGGAGGAUCUGGGAAGCUGGGCCACCCCCGGCUCCACCAGCUGCUGGCCCUCACGCUGUGGAAAGAACAGAACUACUGUGAGUCCCGGUACCACUUCCUGCACUCCAGCGACGGGGAAGGCUGCGCCAACAUGCUGGUGGAGUACUCCACGUCCCGGGGCUUCCGCAGCGAGGUGGACAUGUUCGUGGCCCAGGCCGUCCUGCAGUUCCUCUGCUUGAAGAACAAGAGCAGCGCGUCGGUGGUGUUCACGACGUACACGCAGAAGCACCCGUCCAUCGAGAACGGCCCCCCGUUCGUGCAGCCCCUGCUCAACUUCAUCUGGUUUCUGCUGUUGGCUCUCGACGGGGGGAAGCUGGCGGUGUUCACGGUGCUGUGUGAGCAGUACCAGCCGUCGCUGCGGCGGGACCCCAUGUACAACGAGUACCUCGACCGCAUCGGCCAGCUCUUCUUCGGGGUGCCGCCCAAGCAGACGGCUUCGUACGGAGGCUUGCUAGGGAACCUUCUGAGCAGCCUCAUGGGCUCCUCGGAGCAGGAGGGCGAGGACAGUCAGGACGACAGCAGCCCCAUUGAGCUCGAUUGACGCCCGCGACCCGCACGGAGACGCCCAGACCGCGGCGGGUGUGGUUCCCAACUCGAGUGCAGACCCGGGCCCCGGCACCCUGGCCGCGGGGCCUCGCGGCGGGUGUCCCGUGGCCGCUGGGGCCGUGGGCUGCGGGGCCGCGCCGGCUGGGCCGCCGCCGUGUACCUUGCGAUGCCCCAAUAAAGCGCAGGCCGUGCCGAGCCGCCACCUCUCCGGGCCUCGUGUCUGGUUUGCUUGGGGAGGCCGGUCCGCGGGCGGCGGGCAGGCGCCUGGCCCCGCGACGGCGUCUUGGCGGGGGGGCCGCAGACCUGGGCACCUUCGUGAGGCAAUAUUUAUUUCCGUGGGUGACCGAGUCCUUACCUGACGUUUUAGGUUUUAACCAAAUAACCAGCCCGGGAACGAGCAGGCCUGUCCUUUCUCCCCGACGCUGCGCCAGCUGUUCCCGGGAGAGUCACAAAAGGGGAAACACUUUAUUUUUUCACGAUUAAAAUGAGACUUGUAGAUUAAUACCCGCUGAUCAUGCAUGGGGAAGGAACCGCGUACACAAUCUCAUUUACUGUAAAAAUGGAAUUUAAAGGACGGUGUGAGACUUGUUGAGCUUAAAUAAAUCCUUUCUACUGGG
Molecule: messenger RNA, 1638 nt
Organism: Phacochoerus africanus (Common warthog)
Lineage: Eukaryota; Metazoa; Chordata; Mammalia; Artiodactyla; Suidae
Gene: GET4
Product: guided entry of tail-anchored proteins factor 4
Exons: 9
Coding region: 30-1016 (328 amino acids)
Biological process (GO): protein insertion into ER membrane
Cellular component (GO): BAT3 complex; cytosol
Molecular function (GO): protein binding
Source: RefSeq, a predicted model, not a curated record